Temnothorax curvispinosus is the source of this 2732-nucleotide messenger RNA. RefSeq names its product protein lifeguard 1-like (gene Lfg). The coding region runs from base 982 to 1959 and encodes 325 amino acids. The transcript is spliced from 7 exons. NCBI's taxonomy places the organism in Eukaryota, Metazoa, Arthropoda, Insecta, Hymenoptera, Formicidae. Gene Ontology annotation, cellular component: membrane. The record is from RefSeq and is a predicted model, not a curated record.
CCAGACCUGCGGCCCACUUCGCGUCGCUCGGAUUCGGCAUCGGCGGCGCACUUCAGACACUUCAGUGACUUCAGUCGAAACGCGAUAACCCGGAAUCGGAGGUUGGCUAUCGGGUGUUUGUGGGUGUUUGUGUCACGGAGCGUGAGGUCGUGAGGUGCGAUACGUGCGACUGCGUCGUCCGACUUCCGAGUUAAAAUAGCAAUCGUCCGCGUCUGGUCGCGCUACGCUACAGUUUUACGUGCGCCCACAGCAGCUAAAACCCAGUGGCACGGCGAGUAAAACGGGGUCCCGCGCGUGAAACGAGAAUAUUCCAGAUAGGACGACGGGUGACGCAUCGAAUCGUGUGACGUAUUUACCCUCUCGCGUCGUCCCUUGCCGGAAUACGGCCUCGCGCGAGUCCCUUCAAUUUGCUGCACGUUCGCGUGCGUUGGCGUGUGUUCGGUAUAAGGAAACGCCGACCCAUAAUACAGUGCCGGGCACUGUAAUCACGGUGGAUUAUACCGCGGCUCGAUGAUACGCGUGACCUUGCCGUCGUGAAAAAUCGAUCUGGACGGGACGGCGUACCGUCGUGUCGUUGCGUGCGUUCGAACCGUUCGAAACGUUCGAACCUCCUCGAGACGUUCUUUUAUCUUUUUUUUCAAAUAACAAUCGGGAGUCGUCGCGUCUACUUCAUCGAGUAUUGAUGCUUAUCACGGAUGAAUAAUACUGAAUAUGUAUACAUAUGCAUACACGCGCAAACUCGCAUGUACACACAUUCGUGUAUCCGUAUGUUAGUACGCGCGCGCAUCUGCCCGUACAUUUUCCAGGAAAAGUGACAACACGUAUUACAGAUUACAGAUCGUUGUUAAAUCGCGAUUACCGCGACGAGAUAUAUAUUACGUGUUAUCUAGAAACGACGUUUAGUCCUAAUCGUUCUAAUAUAGCGGCGAGGAACGAGGAGAAUACGCCCUGCGAACAUAUUCGCUAAAACAAAACCAAAAGAUGACAACUUGGCAAGCACCUGGUGCGGGGUUCUAUCCAGGACAAGGUCCAUAUCCGUAUCCUCAACAGAAUCCUGGGUACCCGCCACCACAGGAAGGCUACCCAUAUCCUCAACAACCAGGAUAUCCACCGCCUUACUCCGGUGGAAAUCCACCAGGUCCAGGAUUUAUACCUCCACAGGGUCCACCAUACGGUGAAGCGCCGCCGCCAGUUGGUCCAGGAUUCGGAGGGAUACCUCCACAACAUCCAGGGAUGUACGGGUCCGGUGCUUAUGCGGAAGAUCCUAUGCAGGAUGAGAUCAAAGGAUUUGAGUUUAAUGACAAAACUAUCAGGAACGGUUUUAUUAGGAAAGUGUAUAGCAUUUUGAUGUGUCAGUUGGUCAUCACUCUUGGAAUGAUUAGCCUGUUCCUUUAUCAUAAACCGACACAGCAAUGGGUUAUGAGACACUCAGAAGUAUUUUGGAUCGCUUUCGCCAUGACUAUUGUUCUGAUCAUAUGUAUGGCUUGUUGUACCUCUGUGAGACGUAAAGCUCCGAUGAACUAUAUAUUCUUGUUCCUAUUUACAUUGGCGGAGGCUCUCCUGAUGUCUGUAGCUGCAUCAACGUACAAAUCGGAAGAGGUCAUGCUGGCCGUUGGAAUUACAGCAGCGGUUUGUCUAGGAUUGACGUUAUUUGCAUUUCAGACAAAAAUCGAUUUUACCGGAUUGCACACUGUCUUGUUUGUCGCUGUGCUCGUCUUAAUUAUUUUCGGUUUUAUCGCAAUGAUCUGGCCCGGAAAAACUAUGACUUUGGUUUACGCCUCGCUCGGCGCACUAAUAUUCUCUAUGUAUCUGAUUUACGAUACGCAAAUGAUGAUAGGCGGAAAACAUAAAUUUUCUAUCUCACCGGAAGAAUAUAUCUUUGCCGCGUUGAGUUUGUAUCUUGAUGUCGUCAAUAUCUUCCUGUACGUUUUAGCUAUUAUUGGCGCUUCGCGAGACUAAUUGAUGUCAAUUAUGAUGUUUUGACUUGUGUUACAAUUACUAAAGAAUACACAGUUUUUACUUACCGCCGUCCUGCUCUGGCUCUCCACAGUUAUUAUUCUGAGAGCGCACUGUAGGCGAAUAAACAAUGAAGUACGAAGGGGCAUGUAUUGGCAAGUCUUUAAUUUCUACGAAGAUAGCUUUUACAAAUUUUCAAAGAUUAAUAUACACGAACAGCACACUUAUAUUCCAAGUCUUUUUUCUAGGUCUAUAAGGCAUAACAAAGUUUUUCCCAUCGUUUUGGGGAGAAAACCAAAUAUAAAUUCGUGUAAUUGCUAAUGUGUAGAAUAGUAUGUCAUUAUCAUUAUUAUUAUUAUUAUCAUUAUCAUUAUCAUAAAGAUGAUUAAUGUUGUUUCUUUGUCUGUAUCAUUUUGAGUAAUCAUCACCAGAAUCGUUUAUUAAGAAGCAAAUAGUCAAAUUAUAAUUUUAUGAUUUUCUUAUUUCUUUAAAGGACUUGGAUUUUUCCAAGGUAAUCAAUGAAUGUACACAUCUAAUUUAAAAGUACGUAAAAGCGAUUAUUAAUAUAAUUGUUAUAAAUAUAUGUCAUAGUGUGAUAAAAAUCCAGCAUUAGUUAUAGUAUUAUAUUAUCUGGACUUAGCUGUAACUCCAGGCAACCUCAAGAGAUGCACCUUGUUGCCUAUACAUACAUAUAUAUAUACAUAUAUAGGAAGUUGAGAUUGUGUUUAUUCUUUGUUCAUAUUUGAAUAAUAAAACAAACGAUUACUUCUCUCGUA